AUGUACUAUGAAGGAUAAUGGAAAAAUGGAAUGAGAUAAGGAAGAGGUAAAUAACAUUGGGCUGAUGGUUCUAUUUAUGAAGGUUAUUUCAUGUCAGAUAUGGCCAAUGGAAAAGGUAGAUUAAUUCAUGCUGAUGGAGAUGUAUACAUUGAAGAAUGGUUUAAUGAUAAAGCUCAUGGAAAAGGAACUUAUUAUCAUAAAGAUGGAGCUUCAUAUGUAGGUGAAUGGCAAGAAGAUAAAUAACAUGGUUUUGGAAUUGAAAAAUGGAUUGAUGGAGCUAUGUAUGAAGGUGAUUAUGAUAUGGGAUUAAAACAUGGAAUUGGAACAUUUACAUAGAGUGACAGUAGUACUUACACUGGAGAGUUUGCAUUUAAUAAUAUUCAUGGUAAAGGAGUCUAUAAAUGGGCUGAUUCUAGAGAAUAUACAGGAGAUUGGAAAGAUAAUAAAAUGGAUGGAAAUGGUAUUUUUACAUGGAAAGAUUGAAGGAAAUAUAAAGGAUAAUACUUUGAUGAUAAAAAACAUGGUUUUGGAGAAUUCUUCUGGCCAGAUGGAAGAAUGUAUAAAGGUUUUUGGAAAGAUGGAUAAUAACAUGGUUAAGGUCUUUAUAGAGGAAGCAAUGGAAUUGAAAGAGUAGGAGAAUGGGAAGAUGGAAAAAAAUUAAGAUGGGUAGAUGAAUGA
Paramecium sonneborni is the source of this 678-nucleotide messenger RNA. The record is from the annotation of a GenBank genome assembly. NCBI's taxonomy places the organism in Eukaryota, Ciliophora, Oligohymenophorea, Peniculida, Parameciidae.